AUGAUUGAAAAAAUAGAAGAGUUUGUCUGUUCAAUGAAUCACAAUCUCCCAAUUUAAUUGGUUAUUUGUGAUAAAAAUAUUGAAAAGAAUAAAAGACUUUUAUGCAAUAAAUGUAUGGAUAGUGCAUAAGAUCAACUAAAUAAUGUAAUGAGUUUUAAACAGGUUGUAUCUUAAAUACAAGAGAAUUAGAAGAGGAAGCAAGAACAAGUGAAUUACUUUAUAAUGAUGAAUAUCUAAUAAAUCCAAGAACUUGAGAUUACAUUAGAUCAAUUUAAAUCCUAUAUCAUUUAAUUAUUAGAUGAAUAGAUAUCGAGGACAAAGAUAUGGGUUAAUUGUUUAUAAUAAAUUGAAUAAUAAUAACUCAAAUAUAGUUUCUUUGAAUAAUUGGAUAAUCUAAUUAAUUAAGUGAAAAUUGGAGAAUUUGAUGAAAAACUUUUAUUAAAUCAAAUUAACACUACAAAUGAGUCAUAUAUUCAAAAGUUAAUUAACAAGUUGAAUGAAUUUAAACCAUCUGAAUUGGCAAAGAAGUGCUCAUAAUUAUUUACUAAUAUCAAAAGCAUUAACUAAAAAACUUAUUUAACGAAGUAAAUUAAUUUCAUUCAAGAUUAAUAAAAAAUAGAUCAUGCUGUUAGAAAAUAAUCUGAAAUUUAAUUUAAGUUGAUUGAUGAUUAAAAAAAAUAGACUUAAGUUUGUUGGGCAAUAGCAUUUAAUAGUACUGGAUCAAUUAUGAUAUCUACUGAUGGUUAUGAUAUAAUAGUUUGGAAUUUUACAGAAGGAAUGUUACAGUUAUAGUAUCGAUUUAAGGUUCAUUAAGAUUUUGUUUAAUGUUUAGUAUAUAGUAAAAAAUUGAAUAGCUUUAUUUCCGGUUCUUGGGAUAAGUCAAUCAUCUCCUGGAAAUAAGUUAAUAAGAAUGAUUGGUAGUGGUCAUAAUCAUAUUAACAACAUAAAGAUUGGAUUUCACAUUUAUUAUUAAAUCAUUAAGAGGAUCAACUAAUUUCAUGUAGUAGAGAUAAAUCAAUAAAAAUUUGGAAUGUAGACUUUAUAAAUAACAAACUAACUUUUCUAUAUUCAUUAUGGAAUAAUGAUGUCAUCUUUUCAUUAAGUUUGAAUUAAUCUGAGACUAUUCUCGUAUCUUGUGAAAAAUAUCAUUUUUUAAUCUGGAGAAAAGGAAUAGAUGGGAAAUGGAAAUUCAAAUGUAAAUAAUAAGUUACUGAAGGAUACAAAAUAUAAUUUAUUAAUGAACAAUAAUUUCUUUGGGUAACAAAAGGUGAAAAUAUCGAUUAAAUUUUGAUUUUUGAAUUGUAGAAUGGAGACUUCAAAUAGAAUUAUAACAAAACCAUUCAUUUGAAUAAAAACUAAACAUGUGAAGAUAAUUUUAGAAACUUCCCAAUUAGAUAAAAUAAAAUUAAAAAUAUCAUUUUGGUUAGACAUAAACAUCACAUCUAUCUUAUUAGCAAAGCAAGUGAAGGCGACUUUAAGAUUAUCGGAUCAUUAAAUUGUGAAAUCGAUCAAAUUUAUGGGACGAUGACAGAAAAUGCAUAAUAUUUAGUAUUUUGGGAUGUGAAAUAAUAGAAAUAUUUAUCAUAUGAGUUAUUAUAAAAAUGA
Molecule: messenger RNA, 1605 nt
Organism: Paramecium octaurelia
Lineage: Eukaryota; Ciliophora; Oligohymenophorea; Peniculida; Parameciidae
Source: the annotation of a GenBank genome assembly